Messenger RNA from Pseudoliparis swirei, 3198 nucleotides. Its product is annotated as glucocorticoid-induced transcript 1 protein. Gene Ontology annotation, biological process: podocyte development. The transcript is spliced from 9 exons. Bases 188 to 1573 code for a protein of 461 amino acids. NCBI's taxonomy places the organism in Eukaryota, Metazoa, Chordata, Actinopteri, Perciformes, Liparidae. The record is from RefSeq and is a predicted model, not a curated record. Gene Ontology annotation, cellular component: cytoplasm.
CAUGAUGGGGAAGACACCGCGAGAGCAGGAAAACACGAAUUAAACGUUUCAAGAAGUAUCAAAAACAACUUUUAAAGUUACUCGAGUGAAGGUUCAAGCUCACGUCGGCAUGUGUUAGCAUCUUACAGAGAAACUUUUGGCACUCCGUCUUUCUCACCGCGAUAGGAAUUGCACCCGGUUUCCGAGGAUGUCAGCCCCGAGCAACUCGCUCCAGCAGCCGAGGGUGAGACGCAGCAACGCGGGCUCCCCGGGCUCGUUCAGCGGCGGCGGCGGCGGAGGAGGCGGCGGCGGCGGCGGCAACAGCUGCCGUUUGCACCCCAUCCGUGCCACCGUGCCCUACCAGCUCCUGCGCGGGGGUCCCGGCAGCCCGACGCGGGCGCAGACCCUCCACGGUGGAGCCGCGAACAGCCGAGGCUCGAGCCCCCCGUCCAGCCCGUCAGGAAGUGCGAAGCAUGGACUUUCCCCCGAAAACAAGGACUCGUCCUGUCCCCCGGACUCUCCGGUCCCCAGAGCAGAAAGGUCCAAGCUACAGGUUCGGAGCUCCAGUGCCAUCCGGCGGACAUCUUCCCUGGACGCCAUCACAGGACCGUACCUCACUGGCCAGUGGCCCCGGGACUCCCAUGGCCCCUACCCUUCCUGCAUGAAAGACAAAGCCACUCAGACUCCGGGUCUCUGGAUCGACGAGGGGGCGGAGCAGGGAAGUCCUCACCAGCGGUCGGCCUCCUGGGGCAGCGCGGACCACCUCAAAGAGCAGAUUGCUAAACUUCGACUGCAGCUGCAGCGCAGCAAGCAGGUCAGCCGGCAGAACAAAGACCGGGAGCAGAGCUCCCUGCAGCUGCAGGCGCAGCACGGCCCCGCCGCCUGCCCACCGCAGUACAAGGGAAUGUCAUCAUCGGCCCUGUCAACAAUCCCCGUGCCAAAAUCCCUCAUCUGCCGAGUGCCGAGCAGCGUGGAGGGCAUCAGCCACGAGCUGGAGAACGUGUUUAUCAGAGAGAACUGGGAGCAGGGGAUAAAGGCCAUGGACGUGGUGGACGGCCGCCGCGCCCCCUUCCCGCCGCACCACUACGGCAGCGGGGACACGCGCGACACGGACACGCAGGCGCCCUCGAGCGGCGACUCCAGCCCGUCGCCACGCCCCUGCAGCUCUGACCCCGCCCACUCUGGUGAUGGGAGCCCAUGCUCUGCAGAGGAGAUCGACAAAGACGGUUUGUGCAGCUCUCCUCUUCCCAAGUUUGCCACAUCGCCCAAACCCAACAACAGCUACAUGUUCAAACGGGAGCCUCCAGAGGGCUGCGAGCGGGUCAAAGUGUUCGAGGAGCUGGUGUCCGGCCGAUCAAAAGGCUUCCCUCUCUUCUCGUGCCCCGACAAGAACAAGGUGAACUUCAUCCCCAGAGGCUCCGCCUUCUGCCCCGUCAAACUCCUCUGCUCCACCCUGUUCUCCCCCAUCUCUCCCGCCACCACGCCGCCGCCGCCGCCCGCCAUCUCUCCGGCCUCCGGCGCCGCCGACGAAGACGACGACGCCGACGCGGGGAAAGACGGCGGCUCGCCACGAGUCCUCCUCCUCACCAGCUAGUCCUCAGGUAUUCGCAAACCAAAAACCACCGACGGCCCCGAAGUCGCGGCGGUACGGCUUCAGGACGACGACGACGACAACAAAAACAACAACAACAAAAAAGGUCCUUGCACUCCGUUAAAUGUUAACGUCAGCCAGCAGGUGGAGCCCCGGGUCCAGAGAGGACAAACGUACGCUAACGGUACCGGCUGCUGCACACCCGCCUCCUGCCACCCAUCGCUAGGCUUCUCCUCUGUACCGCGAGAAACACCCAUAGCGCAAAGAAAAAGAAAAAGGACUGCUUAAAUAAUCUUAUGUGACACCGGCAGUUUUAUCACGAUGAAAUGAAAGAAAAGUCUUUCACCAGAGAAACAUCGACCGCUCGUGUUAUCUAACCGGCUUAUUCAGCGCGCUAACAUCUGAAAUACAUAUACAUACGCUUUUUAUUGACAGGAUCGGGGAAAUGCCCCGUUUCAUGUGUUUAGCAUAGCAGGACGUCAUAGUCAGAAUACGUUGCCCCAUUUUAAGAGUUUAUUUCAAAGUGCUCGUAGCUCUAUGUCUCGGUGAACACCCGCAGUGGCUCGAGUGCUUCAGAUCUGCUUUUUCUAGUCUGAUCACUAUUAAAAAGCAAAAAAAUGCCAGCUGUUUUUAAGUCACCAAAAAAACAACAACCCCCCUCUCUCUCUCCCACAAUGCCUUGCUGCGAUGCCCCACACUACAGAGAACCAUAACUCAGGUCAUGUGGAGUGUACUUGCCUCGGACGACGUUGCCUUCUCCGGAAACACUUUCCACGUCCACUGAAGAAAUGACACGUAUUUGUAUUUCCCCCUCGGAGCGGGGGAGGUGACCGACUCCACCGAUUGGCCGUUGCGCCUCGUGACCCUUUUUUUUCUUCUUUUUCUCGCGUAGACCUGUUCAGGUCGGAGUUUCAGGCGCUACGACACAUUCCAGAGGCCGACCGCGGCCUACCAAACCGAGACGGAGACGACGUCGUCGGUUUUGAAUGAGUACCAAAUCAAAUUGCAAAAACAAUGCCCGGCCCAUCGCGUAUUUCGGACUCAGGGGGAGGCGCCAUGUUAUUGAGGAGCAGGAUGUUUAUCUGCCUUUUUUGUUUUGGUUUAUCAACAGUUGAGCGCCGUGUGUUUCAGACACGGGCGAUAAUCAUUCAACCAAACCGAAGCACUUACUUGGAAGUGAGAUGAUAAUCACGAUUUCUUAUUUUUAGACCAAUUUCUAAGUUAAAACAAUCAGAAAGGCAUCAUUGAUUUAUUUUUUCUGGAGUAAAGCUACACUAACUUUUUUUUUUUGUGCUCAAUAUUCAUAUGCAACCAGACGUACCGCGCGGAUAUUAUUCACAUGUACUCAGAUUAAACUACUACACGGCUUCAUUCCAAAGCUUUUGGUGUCUCGAGCCGCGGCCGGUAAGAAGAACCACAUGCAACACAUUCCACACGAUGAGGAACUCUCCUCCGCUCGCGGCUCUUUGAGGAGCUUCAGUCGCACCGAUUCUGGUUUUUAUUCACGAGCUCGUCGAGGAGCCGUCGCCACGUCCGGCAGCGACGAUUCACUUCUGUGUAUUCCGCAUUUUUAUGUAGAUCUUUGUGUGUUUCUUUUUCUUUUUCAAUAAAGAAAACAACAACAACAA